AUACACUAGUCACAUACUCGUAUUGCAAUGGAACAAGCUAUGCUGGCCGCUUUGAAAUGGGUGAGACAUGUAGAAGACGCAGACCGACGUUCGCUCCACGACGCUUCUCGUGGGUUAGAUGCUGCAAAAAACAUAAGGCGGCCCCAGCACUCUCAGAGAAUGCUAUUCCAAGCCGCGAUCAUACAAUCUCCUUUCUGUCGCUCCCUCAUUUUGCACUGGCAAUCUACUACUUCCCCGAGCGGCCAUGACAAGAUAUGAACAUUGCAUGCAGACGUUAUGCAGACCCCCAUUUGUUACGUGUAGCGCUCUUCAGGCCUAUAAACCCUUCGUCUGGGUUUUCUGUGCCAGUAUCUCAUUGUUAAGCGCAAGGCAUCUCCUAGUGGAGCAAAAUAUACAUUAUCCUCUGCAACUUUACUUUAAUCAGCUGGCUGUCACUGCUAUCAUUCUGUUCCGGCCACGUCUGGGAUGGCAAUAUGUUCAGAAGCUUUCUCGUGGAGACCUACAGCUCUGGAACUCGAUGACAAGAGGAACAUCACUCCUUUUCACAUCGAUGUGCUUCACAUCUUUGUCAACGAUAUGUAUGCUGCAAGCGAUUCUGCAUUUUUACAAUCUACCAACUCUGGCCAUGAUCACACUUAUAGCCCUGUUCUCUGAGAACCUAUUACUUUACAUCACCCGCGCGAUACCACACACGUACGCCGAACUCCUUCGUAUCGGUCUUCUGACCCUAGUGGGUGCGGCACUUCUAUUCGGAGAGUACCGACUCACCGUGCCCAACCUAUCAAUGUCAAUUAUGGCCAUGCUGCUUGCUGGAGCUGCCCGAGGCCUUCGAAAACUUGUCGUCAAAUAUUAUCCAGAGGAAGUUGCGGAGAACGUAGUUCGGACAACUCUACAUGUUUUUCCAGGUGCGCUGGUAGGCGUAGCUUGGAUAAUGGUAUUCGAAACAGGCCAUCAGGCUUUCGCCCUCGGCGUCGAAAGCAUCCCAUUGCUCACCCUUAAUGCCUCGGCAUCUGCUGUAGCAAUGCUACUAGGAAAAUCGACGUUGCUUCCUAUGCAUAGCGAAGUAGCUGACACGUCUUCUCAGACGAUUGAUGGUCCGGUAGAUCGCAUCUGGGAUGCGUUAACUCUGGCACUUUUCACUGGCCUUGUAGGAUGCUAUUCUACACUAUUGAUGGGCCGCUCGUACACAAACACAUACCAAUUUUUCUGCUUCUUGCUAGCGAUGGCGUACAUUGGCAGCAGUGCUUACAUCGGUGGAUCCAGUAUUCGUUUGCAGUAUCCUUGGAGUGGUCCUGGCAAAUAUGAGCUUAUAAGCCCACUUUCGACGUUAUUAACAGAAAAUGGCAACGCUGAUAGUCUCAUGGAGCAGUUUCACUACCCUGGAGUGUCAGCAUUGAAAUCAAGCUCACCAAACAAUAAGUCUAGCAGGCACUUGCUUGGUAUCACCAUAACCACACUCUGGGCGGCGUAUGGAAUUCUGAAUUUCACUGAGCGACAGGAGCGUCGCAUUCCAACACUCCUUGACCAAGAUUACGUACCAGAGUUGCCUUUGGAAGUUGUACUGAGCAUGUACAAGGAGCCCGUUGACGAAGUAGGUAAGCUCAUCAACCAUCUGCAGAGCAUAUCAGCUCUUUCCGACGCGCGCAUCACAAUCUACAUCAAAGAUAGAGAGGCCAACAACACCUACGUCAAGCAACAAACAGGAGCCGAUCAUGUUAUCACACUACCGAACAUUGGACGAGAGGGUGAAACGUUCCUCAACCAUAUCCUUAAUAGGUGGGACAAUCUCGCAAGACAGACAAUCUUCCUACAGGCCGGUAUACACAAUCCGAGAGAGUUCUAUACCUAUAUGAGCAAUUAUUACAGCCGUGCUCAGACUGGAUUCCUAAACCUUGGUUGGCCUGGUCGUCUCUGCGACUGUGAGAAUUGCAGUGACAGGUUCGGCUGGCAAGACAACCUACGCUUUAUUCCGCAGGUCUACAACCAGGUAUACAACUCAACCCUCUGUAAGAAAGUCCUUCUUAGCUAUAAGGGCCAAUUUAUUGUUUCUGCUGCACGUAUUCGCGGUAUUGGCAAAGCCGUAUACUAUGAUCUGUGGCAGGCCUUCGCUGAUACAAAUAGCUGGGCGCAUCAACCCAGUUAUCUACAAGGACGGCCAGACUCAAUGAGUGCGCCAGAUUUCGGCUAUACGAUGGAGAGGUUGUGGAACUUGUUGUUCCAAUGUUCUAGCGUUGACGUGGCUUGGAAGUGUCCUACAUUGCUGAGUGGAUGGCGUCUUGGUGGUAGUAUUGGCGAUUGCCAGUGUUUUGAUAUGUAGGUUGUAGGUAGUAAUCUACAUUAUAGUAUAUAUUGUUAUAUUAUAACAAUACUUAAUUAUUCAAAGAUGAGAUUUUAGAGGUCGAUGUUGAUUAAUCAGAUGAAUACAUAAAUAGCGAUCACUUGGAUAGCUAGCUACCAAAGUCCAAAGGAAAGGCC
Molecule: messenger RNA, 2475 nt
Organism: Aaosphaeria arxii CBS 175.79
Lineage: Eukaryota; Fungi; Ascomycota; Dothideomycetes; Pleosporales
Exons: 2
Coding region: 245-2317 (690 amino acids)
Source: RefSeq, a predicted model, not a curated record